Messenger RNA from Trichoderma reesei QM6a, 1662 nucleotides. Its product is annotated as glycoside hydrolase family 43. The transcript has a single exon. Lineage: Eukaryota; Fungi; Ascomycota; Sordariomycetes; Hypocreales; Hypocreaceae. Gene Ontology annotation, biological process: carbohydrate metabolic process. Bases 1 to 1662 code for a protein of 553 amino acids. Gene Ontology annotation, molecular function: hydrolase activity, hydrolyzing O-glycosyl compounds. The record is from RefSeq and is a predicted model, not a curated record.
AUGCCACUUAUUCGCAAUCCCAUUCUGCCGGGGUUCAAUGCCGACCCUUCAAUUGUAAGAGUCGGCUCGGACUACUACAUUGCCACCUCGACCUUUGAAUGGUAUCCAGGGGUCCAGAUUCACCACUCCACGGACCUGGCCAACUGGGAGCUUGCGGUCCGUCCCCUGAGCCGCCGCAGCCAGCUUGAUCUGCGAGGAGAGCCAGACAGCUGCGGCGUGUGGGCGCCGUGCCUGACGCACGACGGCGACAAGUUCUGGCUCGUGUACACGGACGUGAAGCGCAAGGACGGCUCGUUCAAGGACACGCACAACUACAUUGUCACUGCGCCGAGGAUCGAGGGCCCCUGGUCUGACCCCGUCUACGCAAACUCGUCCGGGUUCGAUCCGUCGCUCUUCCACGACGAUGAUGGGCGCAAGUGGUUGGUCAACAUGGUUCAGGAUCAUCGAGCGCGGCCGAGGACAUUUGCGGGCAUUGCUCUGCAGGAAUUUGAUCCGGCGCAGGGCAAGCUCGUCGGAACUCGCAAGGUUGUUUUCCACGGCUCGGAACUCGGCCUCGUGGAGGGACCUCAUUUGUAUAAGAGGAAUGGAUGGUACUACCUCCUGACUGCUGAGGGAGGCACGGGGUAUACUCAUGCUGCGACGCUUGCACGGUCUCGAAGCAUAUGGGGUCCUUAUGAGCUUCACCCGCAGCAGCACAUCUUGACCUCGAAAGAUCAUCCGUUUGCGGCACUGCAGCGAGCUGGACACGCGGAUAUCGUGGAGACAGCGGACGGGAAGACGUAUCUGGUGCACCUUGCCGGACGGCCGAUCGGGCAGAAGCGGAGAUGUGUCUUGGGACGAGAGACGGCUCUGCAAGAGGCUUACUGGGGAGAGGAUGACUGGCUGUACGUAAAGAACGGCCCGGUUCCGUCGCUGGACGUUGAAGUGCCGGGAGUGCGGGACGAGGAGGCGUACUGGAAGGAGAAGCGAUAUGAAUUCCACGAUGGCCUUCACAAGGACUUUCAAUGGCUGCGGACGCCUGAGCCGGAGAGGCUGUUUGCGAUUGAAGACGGCAAGCUGGUGCUUACUGGAAGAGAGUCGAUUGGAUCAUGGUUCGAGCAGUCCCUUGUUGCGCGGAGACAGACGCACUUUUCGUUUGACGCCGAAACGGUUAUUGACUUUUCGCCCGAGGACGAGCGUCAGUUCGCCGGCCUGACGCUGUACUACUCUCGAUACAACUUCUUCUACCUUGCCGUGUCGGCGCAUUCCGACGGCCGGCGCGAGGUCCAGAUCCUGCGGUCCGAGGCGUCGUGGCCUAACGGGAAACUCGAGGAUGUCGGAGCGAAUGCAUGUUACGUGCGCAUCCCGCAGCAGGGAAGAGUCAAGCUCGCGGCCACGAUCCGAGGUGAAAGGCUGCAGUUCUAUUAUGCUCUUGUCGCGGAGGGGGGCGAAGAGCAGGAGGAGCUGCAGAGGAUUGGGCCGGUGCUGGACGCGUCGAUUGUGUCGGAUGAGUGUGGUGGGCAUCAGGCGCACGGGAGCUUCACGGGGUCUUUUGUUGGGGUUGCUUGCUCGGAUGUGAAUGGGACGGAGAAGAGGGCUGUGUUUGAUUACUUUGUGUAUCGGCCUGCGCAUGAUUCGACGGAUCGGUAUAGUGUGUCGAUGGAGGGGAUUCAGAGGGUUUGA